This is a messenger RNA of Psammomys obesus (fat sand rat), 1176 nucleotides long. It is a transcript of the gene Pdha2, whose product is annotated as pyruvate dehydrogenase E1 subunit alpha 2. Gene Ontology annotation, molecular function: pyruvate dehydrogenase (acetyl-transferring) activity. Gene Ontology annotation, cellular component: intracellular membrane-bounded organelle. NCBI's taxonomy places the organism in Eukaryota, Metazoa, Chordata, Mammalia, Rodentia, Muridae. The record is from RefSeq and is a predicted model, not a curated record. Gene Ontology annotation, biological process: pyruvate decarboxylation to acetyl-CoA. The transcript has a single exon. The coding region runs from base 1 to 1176 and encodes 391 amino acids.
AUGAGGAAAAUGCUAGCGGCUGUGGUGUCCCGCGUGUUUUCGGGAGAGGUCCAGAAGCCGCCGCUCAGAGGGCUGCUGGCAUCCUUUAACUUCUCCAGUAAAGCCACCUGUGACAUUAAGAAAUGCGAUCUGUUCCGGCUGGAGGAAGGGCCCGCCACCUCCACCUUGCUCACCCGAGAGGAGGCCCUCAAAUACUACCGGGCCAUGCAGGUGAUUCGGCGCAUGGAGCUCAAGUCGGAUCAGCUCUAUAAGCAGAAAUUCAUCCGCGGUUUCUGUCACCUGUGUGACGGGCAGGAAGCCUGCUAUGUGGGCCUGGAGGCAGGGAUAAAUCCCACGGAUCAUAUCAUCACCUCCUACAGGUCUCAUGGCGUUUCCUACACGCGGGGAAUGUCCGUGAAAUCCAUUCUCGCAGAGCUGACCGGCCGCAGAGCGGGCUGCUCAAAAGGCAAGGGAGGCUCCAUGCACAUGUACCACAAGAACUUCUACGGCGGCAAUGGCAUUGUAGGGGCACAAGGACCCCUGGGAGCUGGUGUUGCUUUUGCCUGUAAGUACUUGGAAACUGGUGCGGUCUGUGUGGCCAUGUACGGUGAUGGUGCGGCUAACCAGGGCCAGAUAGCUGAAGCUUACAAUAUGUCAGCCUUGUGGAAAUUACCCUGCAUUUUCAUCUGUGAGAAUAACCGUUAUUCUAUGGGGACAGCUAUCGAAAGAGCAGCUGCCAGCACUGAAUACUAUAAGAGAGGCAGUUUUAUCCCUGGACUGCGGGUGAAUGGGAUGGAUAUUCUCUGUGUUCGUGAGGCGACCAAGUUUGCAGCUAAUCACUGCAGAUCUGGAAAGGGGCCCAUUUUGGUGGAGCUGCUGACCUACCGUUAUCAUGGUCACAGUAUGAGUGAUCCAGGGAUCAGUUACCGCACACGAGAGGAAGUUCAUGACGUGAGAAGCAAGAGUGACCCGAUUAUGCUUUUCCGUGAGAAAAUGGUGAACAACAACCUCAGCAAUGUUGAAGAACUGAAGGAAAUUGAUGCAGAAGUGAAAAAAGAAGUCGAGGAAGCAGCCCAGUUUGCUAUAACGGAUCCAGAACCAUCUGUGGAAGAAAUAGCACAUAGCAUCUACCAACAAUCUACACCCUUUGAAGUUCGUGGUACAAAUAAGUGGAUCAAGUAUAAGUCCAUCAGUUAG